Molecule: messenger RNA, 2009 nt
Organism: Metopolophium dirhodum (rose-grain aphid)
Lineage: Eukaryota; Metazoa; Arthropoda; Insecta; Hemiptera; Aphididae
Product: glutathione hydrolase 7-like
Exons: 7
Coding region: 222-1778 (518 amino acids)
Biological process (GO): glutathione catabolic process
Cellular component (GO): plasma membrane
Molecular function (GO): glutathione gamma-glutamate hydrolase
Source: RefSeq, a predicted model, not a curated record
GUACGGUAUACUUCUAAUUAUUAUGUCUAACUAGUAACUACUGAAAACCCGGGGCUAAAUCGUAUUUCGUGGAGAUCAGUCGUGGCUUUGUGAUCACAUUUCAAUUAUAUACCUAUGUAUCAAUUUAAUUCAAUUUUUAAUUAAAUAUUUAAAUCAAUUAUCUGUCUAAUUGUUGUUUUGAAGAAUUAUAUUAAGACGGAUAUGUGAGAAAGUAGUCUACGAUGGAUGACGACACUAUUGAUAAAUUUUCCAGUCAAUCUGUAUACGAUCAUGAUGGUUGUGAAAAGACACCACUUUAUGCUAAAAAUAACAAUGAAAAAGCUCUACUUAAAUUAAUUGUAGGUUUUUGUAUGGUAUUUUGCAUUGGAUUAUUAAUUAUUUUAUUAAUUCACAUUCAUUAUGGAUCACAUCAGUUAGUACCUCAUGGAAAUGUAGCAAGUGAUAAUGAUCAAUGCUCUCAACAUGGAAUUGAUGUGCUCAAAAUGGGCGGUAAUGCAGUUGAUGCAGCAAUUACUGCUGCAUUAUGCAACUCUGUAGUACUCCCUCAUCUUUCAGGAUUAGGAGGAAGUGGUGUUAUGGUGGUGUACGAUCAUCGAACUGGUACAGGAAAUACAAUUGAUUUUAGAUCUACACAUAGUUCACAUAAUAUUAUCGGAGUACCAGGUUUUUUAGCAGGAUUGUUUUAUGCUAAUGUAAAAUAUGGAAUUCUUCCUUGGAAGACACUAGUUGAACCUUCCAUAAACCUGGCAAAGAUGGGCAUAACUGUUACAGAAAGUUUACUUGAAGCAAUUAAUCAGAAUACCACUGAGUUAGUUAAAGACGAUAACCUUAAACGUUGGUUAUCCGCGGUAUCAACUAGAUCACCUGGUCAAAUAGUUAAAGCACCAAAUGGUCUUAUAAAAACUCUCACCUCAAUAUCUUUACACGGACCCAUUGAAUUUUAUAAAGAAAUGUCUAAAGAAUUGGAGCCUACCUUAAAGCCAGAUGAUGUAAUUAGUUACCAACCGCUUAUUUUACCAGUAUUAAAACAAAAUUUUAUGAACUAUUGCAUUAUAACUUCAAAUAAUGGUACUGGAGGACCAAUUUUACUGGAAGUAUUAAGUAAAAUCAAUAAUACUAAUACAAAUGUUGAAGAUCUAUCAUUAUUGAAUAGCUUUAAAAGUACGCAAUUUGGACAUUUAAAAUGUAUUAAUUAUUUAAUAUAUUUCAUGAUAAUUUGUAUUGGUUUAGGAGAUAACUGGAAUCAAAAUUCAGGAUUACAAACUUCUACUACAGAUGCUUUUGAUCUUUAUGUAACUAUUAUAAGUGGUCUUGGUUCUGUUUUUGGAUCCCAUAUUUUAACUAAUUCUGGUUAUAUAUUGAAUAAUAUUUUGGAUUCAAAUCUUAAAGAUCAUAUGAUAAAUCAAACAGAACGAGUAACAUCGUUGUACUUACCAGUUAUUGCUGUAGAAACAGGAAAUAUAUGUGGAAGAAGAUUAAUCUCAGGUGCUGCUGAUGUACGUGAUGGUACUCAAUUACUUUUAUCAAUGUUAAAAACAGAUCCACAAGACAUAUUAAGUGUUAAUAAUAUUCCUCGUUUUCGUUUAAAAAAUAAUGAUGUUGCAAUUGAAUAUCCAACUAAUAUAACUAAACAAUUUUCAGAACUAUUGUUAAGUAUUGGAUUUAAUUUAUCUGAAGCAACUUUGCCUUAUCCUACUUCUAAUAUAGUACAAAAAAAGGGAGAUAAAUCUGUUGCUUUCUCUGAUUCUCGUGGAUCUGGGAAAUCUUAUUCUUUAUAGUAUACAAAAAUUAAUUGUUAAGUAAAUGUUAAGCAACUUUUUGUAUGUUAUACUAUAAAAUUUAUAUUUAUUUAUUCGGGCCUAUAUAUAAUAAAUACAUAAUAUAUUAAUGUACAAGAUCUAAUAUAUUUAAUGUUUUUUUUAUUGUAAUAAGUUUGAAAUAUAAUUGAUUGUUAAUCGGUAUAGUGUGGGGUUACAGAGUUAUUAUCAAUAUAUGAUGAGUAAUUGUAA